Messenger RNA from Betta splendens (Siamese fighting fish), 4045 nucleotides. It is a transcript of the gene dlc, whose product is annotated as deltaC. The record is from RefSeq and is a predicted model, not a curated record. Lineage: Eukaryota; Metazoa; Chordata; Actinopteri; Anabantiformes; Osphronemidae. The coding region runs from base 998 to 3046 and encodes 682 amino acids. Gene Ontology annotation, molecular function: calcium ion binding. Gene Ontology annotation, biological process: establishment or maintenance of epithelial cell apical/basal polarity; cell communication; Notch signaling pathway. Gene Ontology annotation, cellular component: plasma membrane; protein-containing complex. The transcript is spliced from 10 exons.
AAGCGCAGAUCAGGAUGUGACUCAGUGCUUAAAGCAGCAGGAUGAAUAAGCUGCGAUUUAACCAGAAACAGAGUAUGUGUCAUCAUUAUCCCGGUUGUCGGGUCACACACACCCGCGACAAGAGGUUCGACGUGGAGUGUGGCGCUGAAGGUAAGUGGGCGUGGCUUCAGCACGCGACACCGGAACAAAAUCGAAAGGAAAAAAGCGGGUUCGUGACUGUAGUUUAUUAAUGGCUGUUCACCUGAGGACGUGCCUCGCACCUGGACGCUGCCACGGUCGGAUUGGCGCGUUUCGGUCGGUGUUUGUGUUGAGUUGUUUUGCAGAUGCAGGAUUCGAUCCAGAGCAGUAGACGUGGAGCCGGUUCGCUCUGCUCGAAGGCCGUUUGGCCGCUGUCGCCUGACAGUUUGUUCGAUUGCUCCGCUUAAUUGCCCCCCAGCAGUGAAAGGGAAUCAAAGCGCCCCCCCCCCCACGCUCGCCCCCGUGGAGCCUCCCACGCUCCACACUGUAAGAAAUGGGCGUCUGAUUCCACCUGCAUUCGUCCAUUUACAUGAAAUGGUGUAAAGGUCACCUGCGCAGACCGCGGCCGGAAACAAACAGAAAGUAGGAGCUGCCAGAAAAGAAGAAAGACUACAACGAAACCGCCCCUGCGCGUCGUCACGUCAGGAAGACGCGUUUCUCAGCAGUAGCACAGCUUGUUCUUCAGGUGGAUUUUUUGCAGUGUCCCGCUCGACCCCCGCCUCCUCCUCCUCCUCCUCCACCUUCUGUAUAAAAGGCGUCCCAGCUGUCGCGGUUCAGAGUUCAGCUUCGACGGGUCCCGCUCUGCUUCUGUUCCUCCAGACCGGCCCGGCUCGGCUCGGCUCGGCUCGGCUUCGAGACCGGUUCUCCUUCCUAGAACGUUGAGACCUUUAUUCCUCCAGGUGAGGCUCCCGUCUCCUGGAGCGCUAGGAUUUGGUUCACUUCUGCGUGGAAGCUGCGGUGCCGCUGCCCUGGACGCGCCAUGGAGCGUUUCUUGUUGUGCUUUCUGCUGUUUGGAUCGGCGCCCACGGUUCUCUCCUCCGGGGUGUUCGAGUUGAAGGUCGAGUCCUUCACCACCUCCCGCGGCGUCUGCAGCUUCCAGCCCCGGGACUGUCGAGUUUUUUUCCGUGCGUGUUUGAAGCACUCCCAGGACGUAAUCAACCCGGAGCCGCCGUGCACGUACGGGACAGCGCUCACCGACAUCUUCGGUGCCGACUCUAUCUCCGUGUCCGAGAGCGCGCCCAUCAAGGUUCCCUUUCACUUCAAGUGGCCCGGAAAUUUCUCCCUGAUCCUCGAAGCCUGGAACGCGGAGUCUUCGGGACUAGAGUCUAAAGAGAACCAGAACAACCUCCUGGUCCGUGUGGCGACCCGGCGCAGGCUGAGCAUCGGAGAGGACUGGUCCCAGGACGCGCACGUGGAGGCGCAGAGCGAGCUGCGCUUCUCGUACCGCGUGGUGUGUGAGGAGCACUACCACGGCGCCGCCUGCGCCGCCUACUGCCGCCCGCGCAACGACACCUUCGGACACUUCACCUGCGACGCGGAGGGGCGGCGCCGCUGCCUGGAGGGCUGGAGCGGGGAGUACUGCGCUGAGCCCAUCUGUCCUGGAGGGUGCAGCGACAAGGGCUUCUGCGAGGCCCCGGGCGCCUGCGUGUGUCAGCAGGGCUGGCAGGGCGAGCGCUGCCAGCAGUGCGCGCGCCACCCGGGCUGCCUCCACGGGACCUGCCAGCAGCCCUGGCAGUGCAACUGCCGGGAGGGCUGGGGCGGCCUGUACUGCGACCAAGACCUGAAUUACUGCACCAACCACAAGCCGUGCCAGAACGGCGCCUCGUGCACCAACACGGGCCAGGGCAGCUACACGUGCGCCUGCCGGCCCGGCUUCGCCGGCGUCAACUGUGAGGUCCAGAGCAACGAGUGCGACAGCGGCCCCUGCAGGAACGGCGGCAGCUGCACAGACCUGCAGAGCGACUACUCGUGCGCGUGCCCUCAGGGCUUCUACGGGAAGAACUGCGAGGUCAGCGCCAUGACGUGCGCCGACGGGCCCUGCUUCAACGGAGGGAGCUGCCUGGAGGGCGGCGCCGGCGGCUACAGCUGCCGCUGCCCCCACGGCUUCACGGGCUCCAACUGCGAGAGGAGGACGGACCGGUGCAGCAGCAGCCCCUGCGCUAACGGCGCUCAGUGUUUGGACCUGGGCUCCCGGGUCGUGUGCCGCUGUCGGCCCGGCUUCACGGGACCGCGCUGCGACACCAGCAUGGGAGCGUGCGCCAGCCAUCCCUGCCGCAACGCCGGCACCUGCGAGGAGCGCGGCAGCGACUUCGCCUGCAGCUGCGCACUGGGCUUCGAGGGCAAGGACUGCUCCACGCGGACCUGCGAGCGCUUCCCCUGCAGCAACGGCGGGACCUGCUUCACCCUCUUCACCGGGCCGGUGUGUCGGUGCCCGCCGGGCUUCACGGGAGCCCGCUGCGAGGCCGCGCCGAGGACCACCUCCACCUCCUCCUCCUCCACCACGACGGCCGCUCUUCCUCCGCCCGUGACCCCCCCCCCCGCGCUCAUCGCAGCCAUCGUUUUCGGCUCGGUGACGCUGGUUCUGCUGGUGUGCGCCGCUGCCCACGUUCUGCGGCAGCUGCGCAGAGGCAGGGAGCUCAGAGCUCUUUCCACAUCGGUGAAGAACGACCUGGAGAUGGUGAACAACCGCAGCGCGGUGGUCGGGGGCGGCGGCCCCAAUAAAGGACUGCCAGGAGCUGCCCUGAGCCUGAAGGAGAAGGAGGCCUUCCUCAACUCUGCAGGGCCGCUGAAAGUGUCCAACAAGGACGCGGCGCUGGCGGAGAAAGGCGGGAACAGCAUGGCGCUGUUCAAAAACAAAAUGGCGGACUGCAACCUGGUGAAGGAGGAGCAGCAUCUGGACAAGAACACUUUUGAGCAUAAGAAGUGUGACUCGUUCGUCGUGGUCCCGCCUCGAUGGGACAGUGUGUAUCAUCCAGUGUUCAUCAUCCCAGAGCAGAUGGAGCAGCGUGUGUUCGCUACGGAGGUAUAACCUCCAGAGUCUGAGCCUCCAGCUGAUGAACUUCUAUGAAGGUGAAGCUGUUCCUGUGCAGGACAGUUCACACUGAGGAUCUUUUUCACAAACUUUAUUUUAUUUAAUAUUUAUUACUGCUGCUGAGCAGAAAUAGGCAAGAAACGCGCUGUUUUCUGCUACUGACAAUGUUCAGAUGGUGAUGGACUGGAAAAGAAAGAAGGAGCAGAGACCGAAUAUCCGGCCUCAUUUGCACUAUUUAUCUUUUUUAUACUUAUAAAUAUUAAUAUAAUUUUGCCGUUUCUAUAUCUGAAUGUUGUUCGGAUUAAAUGUGAAGAGGAGUUUUUGGCCAAUAAGCAAUCAAGAAGAACGGUGCCUUAGCUUUGUUGCCUAAUGACUGUGGCAGCUGUUUCCAGGAGGCUUCAUUUAGGUCAAAGAGUCUGAACUAUUCCCGUCAGAGACUGACGAGUGACAUCCAUCCGUCCCAUUUACUUAUUGUGUGGUUUCAUCACUAUUAAAAAAAGAGGAAUCACGUCAACCUACAAUCAUGGUUCACUCCUAGAAACUCUCAAGUGCAUCUGGGACAAACGCCUGCCUUCAGAGCAGUGGGAUGAACCUGUCCUCACAGACGACGUGGAACCAGUCACCAGAUGAACGAGGAGCAGAACUCGCGUUGCUGCCUUCAUCAAGCUGAUCUGAGUCCCAACUCGUCACAGCCCGUUUGCUUCUGUUUUUAAUAUGCUGAAGAGCUCCAAAGAGUUUUACUCCUUCUUUUUUACUUAAUCCAUUUUGAUACCAAAAAUACGUGUUGUUCCUCUGUAAUGCUUUCUUUGAACUAUCUUCUUUAAUUUAAGACAAUGCAAUGUACAUAUCCUCCAGGAGAUGGUUUUCUUAUUUAAUUCUUUGCUUUGUAAGUAAUGUAUUUAUAUAAAACGGAGAACUGUAUAUAUGUCUGUUAACGUACCUAAUGCCUCCCAAUGAAGAAAUAUAUAUUUUCAUAAAUAAAUUUGAAAAUGACGA